AACCCUGGAUUAGUCGCACAGCUGUAAACGAAUUUCAGGUUUUCCAGCCCUUCCCGCUGGCCGUCCCUUCUGUGGAUGUGGACUCGGCUGAUAGCGAUAGCAAUAGCUAGCUCUCCGCUGUUCUCGCCGCCUCUCGCUCGUUCUCUGGCACGCCAAGUGGAAAAAUGGGAAAUAAAAUUAUAAAUAUGCCAGCAGUGUGGAUCGGAACACAAUGGUUAGUCAUUCUGUGAGUUGCGAUGGCAGCGAGCGGUACUAACUUGAACAGUGGAAUAUGCCCGGUGGCUGGGGACUCCGGCUGCCGCGUAAAUCCUCCGGACCAGGCGCGCUACGACAACUACCGCAUUUACAACGUGGAGUUCGAGAACCAAGAGCAGAUAGAACUUUUCCAGAAGCUGGAGGAGCAGAGCGACAGCCUCACAUUCAUCGGCCAUGCUCGCGAGAUUGGCCAGAAGUUGUCCAUUCUGGUAGCGGCCCAUCGCGUGGCAGAUAUCGCUGAUCUGCUGAAGACCUACAAGGUCAAGCAUAGAGUGUUGACCUACAACUUUCAGGAGAAGAUCGACCGCAAUCUGGCCGAAGUUCAACCGGAAAGCAUUGAUGCCUCGCAGCUCGACUGGCAGCACUUCUUCCACCUGAAGACCAUCUACGAGUGGCUGGACAAAAUGGCCGAGAAGUACCCAAAUCGCGUGACCGUACUGGAUAUGGGCAGCAGCACCCAGGGCAACGCAAUCAAGGGCGUAAAGCUGACCAGCAAUGCUAAUAACAAGGCCAUCUUCAUUGAGAGUGGAAUUCAUGCCAGGGAGUGGAUUUCCCCAGCCGCGGCCACUUACAUCAUCAACCAGCUUCUGACCUCCCAGGAUCCGAAGGUGCAACAACUGGCCCAGAACUACAACUGGAUUAUCUUCCCCUCUGUUAAUCCCGAUGGCUACAAGUACACAUUCGAGCACGACCGAAUGUGGCGCAAGAACCGUCAGCUGUUUGGCACCUGCCGCGGCGUGGAUCUGAACAGGAACUACCCCGACCACUGGAACUCGACGGGAUCCAGCAGCGAUCCCACCCGCUACGAUUAUGCAGGACCCUCCGCUGGAAGCGAACUGGAGACCAAGCGCUUGAUAGAUUUCAUACGCGCAAAUGCGGACAAAGAGCAAAUAAAGACAUACAUCGCUCUUCACUCCUACUCUCAAAUGCUAAUGUUCCCAUACGGUUACACCAAGGAGCGGGUGUCCAACUACGAUGACCUGCAGGAGUUCGGCAAGAAGGCAUCGGCCGCAAUCAAGGCGGAGAGCGGUAGGGAUUACGUGAGUGGUAGUCUGUUCGAGACCAUCUACCCGUCGAGCGGCGGCAGCAUGGAUUGGGCGCAUUCAGAGGCGGGUAUUCCGAUUGCCUACACCUUCGAGCUGCGUGGUCCGCCAGACAGCCAGGACUUGUUCAUUCUGCCCGCCGUGGAGAUCCAGCCCACGGCCAGCGAAGCCUUCACUGCCAUUCGUACCAUCGUGGAGGCGGCGGCCGAGAAGGGCUACUACAAGUAAGCACAAUGAUAUUAUGCAGCAAGCAUUUUCUACGUUCAACGAUAUAUUACUUUAUCAUUUUAAAAAUAAACACACGUAAACGCAAAA
This is a messenger RNA of Drosophila mauritiana, 1613 nucleotides long. RefSeq names its product zinc carboxypeptidase. Gene Ontology annotation, molecular function: zinc ion binding; metallocarboxypeptidase activity. Gene Ontology annotation, biological process: proteolysis. Lineage: Eukaryota; Metazoa; Arthropoda; Insecta; Diptera; Drosophilidae. Bases 237 to 1526 code for a protein of 429 amino acids. The record is from RefSeq and is a predicted model, not a curated record. The transcript is spliced from 2 exons.